Molecule: messenger RNA, 4636 nt
Organism: Marmota flaviventris (yellow-bellied marmot)
Lineage: Eukaryota; Metazoa; Chordata; Mammalia; Rodentia; Sciuridae
Gene: Pfkfb3
Product: 6-phosphofructo-2-kinase/fructose-2,6-biphosphatase 3
Biological process (GO): fructose 2,6-bisphosphate metabolic process; fructose metabolic process
Cellular component (GO): cytosol
Molecular function (GO): ATP binding; 6-phosphofructo-2-kinase activity; fructose-2,6-bisphosphate 2-phosphatase activity
Source: RefSeq, a predicted model, not a curated record
CGCCCGCAGGGGGCGCCAGAAAGACGCCUCCUGGCUCGCUUAUCCUCUUCCCACGUGAAAGGGGGCUGGGACGCAAAGAAUGCGGCCCGCCCAGAGCUGACGUGAGCUGUGCUGCCGGCCCGGAUACUUUAAAAGGCCGGGCGCUGCGUGUGGCAUCCUGGUAAAGCUGGAGAGCAGGCGAGCGGGCGUGCUGUGCGGCGGGAUCGCGGCUGUCACUGCGCCCGAGCAUCCCCGGGCUUUCCAGAGCAGACAAGCCGGCCGUGCUGGCAGCUACAGUUCUGCGCCCCUCGCAGAGCCCGCCGAUCCCCCUACAGGCUAGCGUCCAGGACUUAGCACAAAGCACGUUUCCCAAAGCAGCACAGCGAGCGCCCGACCGCGCGCCGGCGCACGCACCCCUACUUUCCUUUGUUCCCGGGGUCGGCGGCCGCUCUUCUCCCCACGUCGGAAUCUCCUCCCGGGGUGGCGGGCCGCCGAGUGCAGCUGCGAAGAUGCCCUUGGAGCUGACACAGAGCCGGGUGCAGAAGAUAUGGGUGCCCGUCGACCACCGGCCCUCGUUGCCCAGAUCUUGUGGGCCGAAGCUGACCAACUCCCCAACGGUGAUUGUCAUGGUGGGCCUCCCCGCCCGAGGCAAAACUUACAUCUCCAAGAAGUUGACUCGCUACCUCAACUGGAUUGGUGUCCCAACGAAAGUGUUCAAUGUGGGCGAGUACCGCCGUGAGGCCGUGAAGCAGUACAGCUCUUACAACUUCUUCCGCCCUGACAAUGAGGAAGCCAUGAAAGUGCGAAAGCAGUGUGCCUUGGCUGCCUUGAGAGAUGUCAAAAGCUACCUGACAAAGGAAGGGGGACAAAUUGCAGUGUUUGAUGCCACCAACACUACUCGAGAGAGGAGACACAUGAUCCUGCAUUUUGCCAAAGAAAAUGACUUCAAGGCAUUUUUCAUUGAGUCCGUGUGUGAUGACCCUACAGUUGUGGCCUCCAACAUCAUGGAAGUUAAAAUCUCCAGCCCGGAUUACAAAGACUGCAACUCGGCAGAAGCCAUGGACGACUUUAUGAAGAGAAUCAGUUGCUAUGAAGCCAGCUAUCAGCCGCUGGACCCCGAUAAAUGUGACAGGGACUUGUCAUUGAUCAAAGUGAUCGACGUUGGCCGGAGGUUCUUGGUGAACAGAGUUCAGGACCAUAUCCAGAGCCGCAUCGUCUACUACUUAAUGAACAUCCACGUGCAGCCCCGCACCAUCUACCUGUGCCGGCACGGCGAGAAUGAGUUCAACCUCCAGGGCAAGAUUGGGGGGGACUCGGGCCUGUCCAGCCGAGGCAAGAAGUUUGCCAAUGCCCUGAGCAAGUUUGUGGACGAGCAGAACCUGAAGGACCUUCGGGUGUGGACCAGCCAGCUGAAGAGCACCAUCCAGACGGCAGAGGCGCUGAAGCUCCCCUAUGAGCAAUGGAAGGCGCUCAACGAGAUCGAUGCCGGUGUGUGUGAGGAGCUGACCUACGAAGAGAUCAGGGACACCUACCCUGAGGAGUACGCGCUGCGUGAGCAGGACAAGUACUACUACCGCUAUCCCACAGGCGAGUCCUACCAGGAUCUGGUCCAGCGUCUGGAGCCUGUGAUCAUGGAGCUGGAGCGCCAGGAGAAUGUGCUGGUCAUCUGUCACCAGGCUGUGCUGCGCUGCCUGCUGGCCUACUUCCUGGAUAAGAGUGCAGAAGAGAUGCCCUACCUGAAAUGCCCCCUUCACACUGUCCUGAAACUGACACCUGUCGCUUAUGGUUGCCGUGUGGAAUCCAUCUACCUGAAUGUGGAGUCAGUGAGCACACACCGGGAGAGGUCAGAGGAUGCAAAGAAGGGACCUAACCCGCUCAUGAGACGCAAUAGUGUCACCCCACUAGCCAGCCCCGAACCCACCAAAAAGCCUCGCAUCAACAGCUUUGAGGAGCAUGUGGCUUCCACUUCUGCUGCCCUGCCCAGCUGCCUGCCCCCGGAGGUGCCCACGCAGCUGCCCGGACAACCUUUGCUAGGGAAGGCCUGUCUAACAUGAAAGGCUCCCGGAGUGGCGCCGACUCCUCCAGGGAACACUGAAGCAGACAUAUCCGGUUCCGUUCCAUUUCCACUUCUGCAGCUUAGCUUGUGCCCACCUGUCUGCCUGAGGCCAAAACAAUCCCCAGGACUUCUGGACCAGGCGGGGGUGGAUGAGAAGGGGAGACUGCUGGCUGGAGAGCAGCUGUACCCAUGGUUCCUGGAUGGCCAAGGAGACAACAGCCACGUGGAUCCCUGCUCAGACCACGAGCUGUGGGCCUCCCCGCCCUCUACGCUCCCGAGGCUUCCAGGGUGUCUGGCUUCAAGUCCUUCCACCAGGCUUGAGGAAGACAGUUUAUAGAGGAGGAGGUGGGAGGUGGGACCCCACUGGACCCCACUAUUUGGUUUUGUUUCUGUGAUACUGGCCUGGCAUUUGCCUAGCUGGGGAGAUUCGACUAGCAGAGAAUCCUGAAGUUAAAGGAGGGCAGAUCCUAGCUGCGGAAGGUGGAGACUCACUUGGCUCUUUGGUGCAUCUUGGCCUGGGAAGGUGCCUCAUGGAGAGAGACUUGGAUGCAUGCAGAGUUGGGACUUCUGAGAAGUCCCUGAGCUGAUGUUCAUCUGUCAACAGAGCAGUGACGUGCUCAGACUUCCUGAACGUCCACCUGCCUCCGCAGCCCUGAGUUCAAGGACAGACUGGCUGUGUAGGCAAAAGGAGGUGUUUUGCGAAAACGCAACAGAUGAGCAGAGCUCCUCCUCCCCCCACCCCCAGGGGCCUUGGGGUCCCUUUGUUUCCUACGUGGACCUGGAGGUGCCUGAGUGCAUUGCUCUCCCGGAGCUGCUUGGUUUUGCACGUUUUAAGGUGACCUGAAAGUCAUACCUCUUCAGGACUUAGAGGCUGGGGCGUUAGGCCCUCGGGGGCUUGGAGCCUCUGGAUGUGAGGAGUCGGGCAGACCCAUGAGAUGGGGAAGCUCAGAGCAUUUGCAUCAUCGCAAGACCAACUCUGUGAUGGCAUGGAGAAGAGCCAGCCUUCCUCCUUCUGGGUGCUUGUCACCACCCAUGUCCCUAACUGGGGUCAGUGGUCCCAGGUAGGCCCAUUUCAGGCUGCUUCCUCUAAGAGGUUGUCUGUCAAGUGUCUGCUGUGUGCCUGGCACCACUCUGGGCACCUUGGGGAUUUCAAGAGUGGAAUGUCAUCCUUGCCUUGCGUCGAUGGCAUCUGUGACAUGUUUGCAGGUAUUGAGUGUAGGGCUUAUGGGACAUGUGGUUCUAGAUACCUGUAGUUUCUGUCUGUCAGUUUCUCCUCCCUUGUUGCCUCAAAAAAUGGGGUAGGAGAGGGUAUCUUACAGAAGAAACUGGAAACUUGGCAGUACAGUUUGUCCAAAUGACCCUUUAAGGAUGUCUCAAAGCUGGUGCCAAAGGUCACUUUUCUUCCCACCUUCUGCUGUGGAUCCUGGGACCAUGCCCUUUAAGGGGACAAGCCUGGAGUGAGGGUGGCGGCCCAGACACCUAAAGCUGAGCAUGGAGAGAAGAGCUGCUUUGUUCGUUGAGAGGAGCCCUUAGAGACUGCAUGUUUCCCUAACUGUGAUUAAGUGGGACACGGGGACACGCUUCAGAUACUGCACGAUUGAGGUUCGUAUUUUUCACACCUUACCCUUCAAUUCCUUCCUGCCUACCCUAUCCCUUUUUAAUUGGCAGUCUUCCAGAGAGCAGGACUAUCUAGGUGUACAGUCCUUACAGUGUAAGACUUGGGGUCCUUCCCUUCCCCAGUAUCUUGAGUCACGUCAGGUUGUGUGUGCGGCACAUGCAUGUGCAUGAGUAUUUAGGCUGGUCAUAUUUUUGGACCUGAGAGCCCUGUAGCUUUGCACCUGAGGGUGGUCUUGUAGCUGCCACCCUGGCCCUAUCCUGUAUGAGCUGAUACAGGUAGGGACUCCAUGAGGGUGUGUUCCCCUCUCACCCCUGGGGACCCGGAAUCACAUGAAGAGGGUUUUGCCUAACAUAGGACUACAGUUUGGUGAGAGAUUAGAUGGGGAGAGCAUGUGGAUAAGGUCAGGGAGGGGAGAUCUUGGAGAAGGGAGAAUUCUGCUUCAUUUGAAAGCCAGUAACCUGACUUUUGAAGGGGUGUCGGCUGGUGGGUACAUCUGACAUACAGUCAUGGAACCUCUGUUUCUCCUUACCCCACCCCCAACCCCAACCCCCCCAAAAGAAAACAAAACAAAACUGGGACCAAUUUUUUAAAUUUUACGCCAUAUUUGUUUUUUGGGUAAGUUUCCCCCUUUCCUUUGACCAUGGGCAAAGCAUUUUGGGGAAGAAAAACUGUUUGAACCACACCAAUGAUAUUUUCGUUUGUAAUACUUGAAAUUUAUUUUUUUAUUAUUUUGAUAGCAGAUGUGCUAUUUAUUUAUUUAAUAUGUAUAAGGGAGCCUAAAAAAUAGAAAGCUGUAUAGAUGGGGUUUAAUUGUUAACGGUUUUGGGGGCCUCUUAUGUGUGACUUAUGACUCCUGUGUUCUGUAUAUUUGUCUGAAUUAAUGACCUGGAAUGAAGCUGUGCUAGCUUUUAAACAGGAGAUGCCUUUGAGAAAUUUGUAUAUUUUGCAUUUGCGGAUCAAUAAAAAUAACUGUUUGAAAUACA